CCCCACACAUCUGGCUGCUUUGGUUUUUCUCCAAAACUGAACACUGCAAAAGCCUGAGGGGGAAAGUGAAGGGGGAGAAAGAGAAAGAAGAUAUGUGAAGAAAAGGGAGUGGAAAAUAUUAUAAAAGCAAGGACAAGAGAGAGAACGAGGGAGCACGGUCACAUAUAUGGCGCUGUUUCCGUUCUGCAAGACGCCCACAGGACCAGUCAGAGUGGCCAGAAUACAAUUGGUCCUGUACUGUUUUCUCCUGUCUCUUAUCAUAUACUUUCUUAAUGGACGUAAAGCAGCUGUCAGUGUGGAGUCACCUCAUCGUGCCUCUCAUGUCUUGGGAAAGGAGAGAGAAAAAGCAAAGACAGACAUAAUGGUCUUUAAGGAAGCCGCACCACAAACUCCUCUGGAGACACCAUGGGGUGCUCCUUUAGUGUGGGGUGACACCCGUAAGUCAGCUCGGCGCAGGGCUAAAUUCACACAACGGGAAAUCCAUACAGGUCUGCUGGCAUUCGUGGUAGGAACUUACGCCCAGUUCGUACGACGUUUCCUAUCUUCAGCUGAAACUCACUUUCUCCCUGGCCAGAUGGUCACCUACUACAUUCUCACGGACAAUCCCCGCACUCUGGAUCCCCCCAUUGAGCUGGGGCCUGACCGACAUCUGAAAGUGGUUCCUAUUGCAGAGCUCCCUGGGUGGGAAAGGUUGGCACGUCGCCGGAUGGCCCUGCUUACUGAUGCUAUCAAAAACCCAAUCAGCAGCGAGGUGGAAUACAUCUUCUGUGCUGACAUCGAUCAGGAGUUUGUGGCCCCUGUGGGAGAGGAAAUCCUUGGAGACCUGGUGGCCACGUUGCACCCAGAGCUCUAUGGGAUGCCGAGAAAUGCAUUUCCUUACGAAGUCGAAGAGGUGUCAUCCGCAUGCGUGGACGAGGAUGAAGGAGACUACUACUACACCUCUGAGUUGUACGGAGGGUUGGUUUCUGAGAUGUACAGACUGGCCCAAGCCUGUUCUUUGCUCAUUCUGCAGGACCAGGCUAACGGGAUAAUGGCCAGGGGCCUCGAGGAGAGCUACUUGAACCGCUACCUGAUCGACCACAGGCCGACCUGUGUGCUGUCCCCAGAGUACAGCUGGUGGGACUCAGCCCUGGCUCCAGAUGUGCCUGUACAGAGGCUGGUCUCUUUGGGAAGGCAACGUGAGGCUUAAGAUGAGCAGAAAAGAGAAUCAAUUUAAAAUGAAGGACAGGUGGGUUCUGCUGGCCGAACCCAUUGAAGUAUGGAUGUAAAUCUUACUCCCACAUGAAGAACUAUUGUUUAAGUGUGAAAUUUCCUUUUGAAGAAGGUCAAAAAUUAGCAAACAGUGUUAUGACCAGACAGUACAUGAAGGGUGAAGAUGAAGAGAGAGCACAUAUUUCAUCUUAAUUCAAUUCAUAAUUUCGAUCACAUUUUCUGUUCUAUUUUGCCAAUAAAUGUAGCCUGCAAUCACACACACACAAGCAAACUGCACAAUCUGCUCUCAAUUAAAGACCCAUUUAUGUGAACAGCGUCUCUGCCUGCUAUCUCUUCCACAGCAGACAAAAAAGAAAUUGACCUGUCUCUUUAAACGAAGCACUGUGCUCUCCAUUAAUGUCAGCCUCGGAGAUACUGCUCCAGUGGCUUUGUGGUCAGCAGUGAUAAGACUCAACAGUGUAAGUGCACACUUUCCCCGCAGUGGCCAAUCAUUAACUGGAAGAGCUGCUGUUUCAAGGUCUUUAAAUACCAGGUCGGGGGAAAAAUGGAUACAGCGGGAUGCUGUUUCUCCAGGUUACACGUGGAUAGACGCAUACCAUUCAGCAAAAGCCAAAAUAGUUUUGAAAUUGGUGAUUGAGUCAGUAUGUUUUGAUGGAAUUUUCCAUUAAAAACUGUGAUUUUUUCCCCUGUAUGAGUUGGAGUAAACGGUAAACUUAA
Molecule: messenger RNA, 1929 nt
Organism: Epinephelus lanceolatus (giant grouper)
Lineage: Eukaryota; Metazoa; Chordata; Actinopteri; Perciformes; Serranidae
Source: RefSeq, a predicted model, not a curated record